AUGGCUGGAUGGAGGGAUGCGGGGAGGGAGGGCUGGAGAGAGGGAAGGGAGGGUGGCGUGGUGCACAGCUACAGCUUCGAUUCGUACCAGCUGGAGGAGGAGGAGAACAGUAAAGAUGCCCCAGAACAAGGAGUGCUGGCUCUGUCUGAGCCCGAAAAGGGAUUCAUCGUGGUGAGUCGUAUUCCUACUGUUUUAAUUUUCCAACCCUUGACUCCCUUAUUUACAUCAUCAGACUUUGAGCAGCCGAUCCCUGAUGACCGUUACCAUGGCAUCUACUUUGCAAUGCUGUUGGCAGGAGUGGGUUUCCUGCUUCCCUACAACAGCUUCAUCACUGAUGUCGACUACCUGCAUCACAAGUUUCAGGGAACGUCCAUAGUGUUCGACAUGAGUCUGACGUAUAUAGUAGUUGCUCUGUUGGCUGUGAUCCUCAACAAUGUGCUGGUGGAGAGGCUCAGUAUGCACACCAGGAUUACUGUGGGUUACAUCUUGGCCCUGGGGCCCCUCAUCUUUGUCAGUGUGUUUGACGUCUGGUUGGAAAAGUUCACCACCAAGGAGGCUUACGUCAUCAACCUGUUGUCAGUGGGAGUGGUGGCAUUCGGAUGCACAGUGCAGCAGUCCAGUUUCUAUGGUUACAUGGGGAUGCUGCCCAAGAGGUAUACUCAGGGGGUGAUGACUGGAGAAAGCACAGCUGGAGUGAUCAUCUCACUGUCUCGCAUCUUCACCAAGCUGCUGAUCCCUGACGAGAAGAAGAACACCCUGAUCUUCUUCCUCAUCUCCAUCAGCAUGGAGAUGCUAUGCUUUCUGCUUCACCUUGUCGUCCGACGCUCAUUCUUUGUCCGGUACUACACCAGCCACGCCCAGGGCAAAGGUCCGGUCAAAUGUCAUGAUCCACGAGAGACCGGCACAGGAUACAGGGUCCAUCAUGACGUCACAGCAGAGGAAGUAAUAUUUGGAAACGGAGGAACCGCACCGUCUUCCACAGAAGAAGGCCAUGAGGACUUUGUGGGCGGUACUUAUGUUAGAUUCGACGCUCCCAAAGCCAAGAUAAGGAAGACCUGGCCCGGUGUCCGCGACAUGAUCUUGCAUCGUUACAUGGUGUCCCGUGUGAUCUGGGCCUACAUGCUGUCCAUAGCUGUGACCUACAGCAUCACUUUGUGUCUGUUCCCUGGGCUGGAGUCAGAGAUAAGGAACCCCACCUUAGGCGAAUGGCUGCCCAUCCUCAUCAUGGCCACCUUCAACAUGUCAGACUUUGUUGGCAAGAUCCUGGCGGCGUUGCCCUACGACUGGUCCGGGGGCCGCCUGCUCUUCUUCUCCUGUCUGAGGGUGGUCUUCAUCCCUCUGUUUGUCCUGUGCGUGUACCCGGCGAGUGCGCCCAUGCUGUCCCAUCCUGCCUGGCCGUGUCUCUUCUCACUCCUUAUGGGAGUCACCAACGGCUACUUUGGGUCUGUGCCGAUGAUCCAGGCCGCUGGGAAAGUGCAACCCGAGCAGAGGGAGCUGGCAGGAAAUACAAUGACAGUCUCCUACAUGACGGGUUUAAUGGUGGGCUCCUCUGUGGCGUAUGCAACGUACAGCUUCACCCCUACAGCAGCAGGAGCACGCCUCCCCACAUACGCACCUUUCAAUGCUACAGGGCACUGAAUGUCUACAUAUACACUAAAACAUCCACACACACAAACAAAGAAGUAUAUAUGUACCUAUGUGCAGCAGAAGCAAGCAUUUAUAGUUGUAGCAACAUUUUCAUCCUCUGUAAUGAAUUUUCAAAGAGGAGCAGAGCUGGAGCUGCGCCCCUGGUACAGAAGUACUGAUGGUAAAAUAACUAUUUAUCCCUAUUAGACAGACCUUCAAGCAUCUUUUGCCCCUGUUUUAUAAUAAUACAUGAUUAAAUAUGAGAAGGUGACAUUAUUAUUGGGUUAUAUCAGCAUAAAUUAAAGAAUAUUUCUGCUACAAGCAGUUUGGGUCUUGAAAGUUUAAGAGAGGUGAUCAAAGACCGGAAAAUAUAAAAUAUACAAAUGUUUAAGUAAUUUAAACGUUUCUUUUUUAUUUUGUCUGUUUUCACAUUGAAUCCAAAUUAGACAUGGGGUUAUCUUAUUAAAGCUCUACAAUAAGUGUAUUUAAAGUGCAUUUAUCUUUCCAGAGUUCCUACAACAUUUAAAGCCGAAAAAAACAGAAAGGUCUGUACAUGUGUAUACAAUAGCAUGCAAUCAGUUAGGUUCUUUUAUAUAGCAGGUAUGUUAGAUGAGCAAGUAAGAGUGUUGUCAUUUGCAAAACUACAAAGAUACAUUUCUGUGUGUGGGUAAGAAGCCUUGUGAUAAAUCCAACAGCAGCAACAUAAACUCUUCAUAAUCAAUGAAAACUGUAGAAAAGUCCAGUCUUCAACUUGAGCAUAUUUAUUCAGUAGAGGAAGAAAACAUGUUUAAGAAGGAGUUAUUUUUAACAAACAAUCAGUGGCACAGUGGUUGGUGCACCUAGCAAUCCCUUAAAAUGAAAUGCAAUUGGAGAUGUUUUUUAUAAUGAUGCUUUACUGUUAAAAGCGUUUAAAAAAACGUCUCGUCAGUAAUCCGUGAUUAUGUUUCCCAGAGUUUUAAACAGUUUUCCUGAACUACUCUUCAAAAUUGGAAAGGUUGGAGAACUUGUUAUUCAAUAAAAUUAGAUGUUUGUUGACCUUCAAAAGUCAGGAAAUAUCUCCUCACAUGAACUUGCCAAUAGCUACAAUCAGGACAAUAAUUAAGCAGUUUUAAACAGUGAUAAACAAGAACAAGAUGAGAACUUGAAGUUGUUUUGCCACCAGGAAAUAGUGAGCAGUGUGUUAAAGGAGGUAGAAAAUCUACAAAGUUCGCUGGCUCGCUAUAACUGUCAUUAAAAACUAUGUACACGCUAACUGGUUGUUUGGGUGAAAAAAAAUAUAUAUAUGUAUUUCCUGCUCUGUGAAGCAAAGGAUGAAUAUGUAGAAAAGCCUCUGAUCCCAACGGUUAAGUAUAGUAGAGGAUCUGGAAUGCUGGGUGCCUGUUUAUCUUCCAAAGGCCCUGGGAACUUUCUAAGAAUGCAAGGCAUCAUGAGACACAGACGAACCUUUCUUUCAUGGCCAUCUCAGUCCCCAGAUCUAAAUCCUGUCAAAGAUCUGAGGGGUGAGGUAAGGGUGCAUCAUCCCGGGACUCUGGAUGAUAUAGUAAAAUUGCACCAAGAGGAAUGGACAAAGAUCUGUCUCUCCAUGUCCACUCUGUGACAUUUUAUGGAAGAGUUAGUGUCAUCUUAUUGGCAAAAGCGCAUCGGACAAAUAUUAACUGCAAGGGACAAAAUAACUGAAACACCAGUGAUUUUAUGACAGAAUUUUCCCCCCUCCACUGAAUAAAUGUUCUCAGAUUUGGAUCUUUCAAAAAUGUUCAGAGCGAGAUCAGUUUUAUGCAGUAACUGUUGUAUUGAUUUUAAGGCUGACCCUACAUUGUGCAUCAUCAUUGAUGAUUUAACAAAUUUUUUGAUGCCACUCUCAUUGACACAUUGAGAUAGUUAUGACAUAUCCUUCAGCUUGGACAUUUUGGGUUUGAAGUAGUAUUUUUGUAUUUCUGAUUCUUUUUUCCUGUCACUGGUUAUCAUCAGCGUAAAAAUGCAGGAUAAAAGCAGAAAAAAACAACCAGUUGGUGCCAGAAAUGUCUGUCUGAAUGAAAAGCUGUUAUCAUGCAAUAUGAAAUGCACUCAAUACAGUAAAUAGUUUUUGUUUUUUCAAAUGCAAAUUCUGCUGAAUUUAGAGUCGAUCCUUUAAGAUGCAGAACAAGUCUCAGUGUGAAUAGACUUUAAAUGCACUGCGUUACCGAGCCUAAUAUCUGCACUGUUUGAAGAGCAGUAUGGAAGCUAACCUUAUUACCGUGUGUGUGUGUGUGUGUGUGUUCCUGUCUUGGCAUCACAGUGAGAACCAUUUUCCCGAUUUCACCAUCAAAUUGAGGACCGUUUGUACCAAAGUGAGGACAAUUUGCUGGUCCUCACGACCUA
Messenger RNA from Girardinichthys multiradiatus, 3984 nucleotides. Its product is annotated as equilibrative nucleoside transporter 4-like. The record is from RefSeq and is a predicted model, not a curated record. Lineage: Eukaryota; Metazoa; Chordata; Actinopteri; Cyprinodontiformes; Goodeidae. Gene Ontology annotation, cellular component: plasma membrane. Bases 1 to 1638 code for a protein of 545 amino acids. Gene Ontology annotation, molecular function: monoamine transmembrane transporter activity; nucleoside transmembrane transporter activity. Gene Ontology annotation, biological process: nucleoside transmembrane transport. The transcript is spliced from 10 exons.